Molecule: messenger RNA, 375 nt
Organism: Lactuca virosa
Lineage: Eukaryota; Viridiplantae; Streptophyta; Magnoliopsida; Asterales; Asteraceae
Source: the annotation of a GenBank genome assembly
AUGUAUGUGGUCCUUUGGGCUUGUGGAGGUUGUUUGGUUGUUGAGGUUAAAAGUGGUGAAUCAUUUAAGGUAAACAUUGAAGGCAAGUAUUAUUGUCGAAUUUCACAGGCAUCAAUUGGAGAGAUUGAGAAGGAAAAAAAUACAAGUUCUGAUGUUGAUGAGGAUACCGAUGAUUCCUCUGAUGAUGAUGAAGACAGUGAUGAAGAGGAAGAUACAAUAAAGAAGGAACUUUAAGAGAGAGAAUGCUCAUUUGAUUAGUAAUUGAUAGCGAGGGUUGUUUAUAAUAUAGAUUAUGUUGAUGAGUGAGAGGGUUGUUUAUAAUAUCAUGGUGUUUAGUAGAUUUGCUGUAAUUAGUAUGAAAAUGACAUCUAAAUG